AUGGGUGAUAAAGAGAAAAAUCAGUAUAGUCUAUGGAAUUCGGAAGAAACCAAAGUUUUGAUACAACUACUUGUGGAGGGAAUUCAACGGGGAUGGCGGGACAGUAAUGGUAUAAUGAACAAAGCAACAGUGGAACAUAAAAUUCUACCGGUUCUAAACAAAAGAGUUGGAUGCCAAAAAACCCACAAGCAUUACUUAAGUAGAAUGAGGUUUUUGAAGACUCAAUAUCAGUGCUAUGUGGAUCUUUUAAACAAUAGUUCAGGCUUUGGAUGGGAUCCUAUCAUGAAAAGAUUUGUGGCUUCCAAUGAAGUAUGGAAUGACUAUUUGAAGGGACAUCCAAAUCACAAAUUCUUAAGAUAUGAUUCCAGUGAACAGUUUGAUGAUUUGAAAAUCAUAUUUGAUUGUGCAACUGCUAAUGGUAGUUCUUCAAUUGGAUUGGGUGAUACUACGGACGCUCGCACCUUUACAAUUGGUGACAGUCAAGGGCAAGAAAACUUGAACUUUGAGAACAUCAAUGAUGAUGCAUAUGCUCAGCAACCAUCUCCAGAAUGUGUUGUCAAAAGGCGUGCAGAAAAACUUGUCUCGAGAAAACGAUCUCGAACGGAAGCAUCUAGCAGUUCAGUUGAGAUAAACACUGAUCAAAGUGAUGCUAUGGUAGUGAUAACCAGCAAGAUCCUUACUUUCAUAACACAGAGAGAAGAAAGGCAACAAAAAGAAGUUGAGAAAAGAGAAGCUCAAAAGAAGAAAAACAGUGUUUGGGAUACUAUGAAAGAGGUUCUUAAUUUGGAUCAGAAUAUCAAAUUUAAAGCAGUGACUCUUAUCUAUUCCUUAGGGAUGAAAGAUGUCUUCACUGAUAUGUCCAUAGAAGAACGUCAUGGUUGGAUCCAAAGCAAUAUCAACUCCGCUUGA
Messenger RNA from Raphanus sativus (radish), 909 nucleotides. RefSeq lists its product as uncharacterized. NCBI's taxonomy places the organism in Eukaryota, Viridiplantae, Streptophyta, Magnoliopsida, Brassicales, Brassicaceae. Bases 1 to 909 code for a protein of 302 amino acids. The transcript has 2 exons. The record is from RefSeq and is a predicted model, not a curated record.